Molecule: messenger RNA, 1232 nt
Organism: Vigna unguiculata (cowpea)
Lineage: Eukaryota; Viridiplantae; Streptophyta; Magnoliopsida; Fabales; Fabaceae
Cellular component (GO): cytoplasm; membrane
Source: RefSeq, a predicted model, not a curated record
GAGCAUACUCAGGUGGUUGAAGAGCUCUUGUUAGCCUUUGCAUGUGCAUUGAACAAGUUGGGGUUUAAAGCUCCCAAACCCUUUUUCCUUUUCUGACUUCUGAAACACACACACACACCACAAAAUUCCCAUGAAUUGGGAUGUUUGACAACUGAAACUUAAAUUUUCAUCAGAUAAAGAUUCAACCUUUAUUUGUUGAAGGCUACUCCAAACCCUCAAGCCCGAAACUUCAGAUAAAAAAAAUGAGCAGUGCUUUUCGAAUGAACUCUGCAAAGAUUUCCCAUGUCAUGGGGAUACAGAGGCACUUCAUGUUGGUGAACCAUGUCGUUCAUCCAGUCAAAACCUCUUCUUUUCUCUUUAACAAAGUGCAUUCUAAACCUUUUAUUCGAUUGCCACAUUUCAUCAGAAAACCCAGAGAAUAUGAAACUUCUCUGUCCUUGUUCUCUUCAUCUUUCUGCUCUUCUUCCUCUUCUUCAUCUGCUGUUGCAGCUUCCCUAUCCAAGGUUGGCUUUGUGAGUUGGUAUUUGGGGAUGAUCAAGUCGUGGCCAAUUUUGACAAAAAGUGUUACUUCUUCACUUAUUUAUAUCGGUGCUGAUUUAUCCUCCCAGACUAUUGUGCGCGAACCUUCGGAAGCUUUUGAUUUUAUGAGGACUUCACGCAUGGCAGGAUAUGGGAUGAUCGUUUUAGGACCAUCCCUGCAUUUCUGGUACAAUUUUGUGUCAAAGCUUUUCCCAAGGAGGGAUAUUUUCUCUACAUUGAAGAAAAUGGUCAUCGGUCAGACAAUUUAUGGACCUGCCAUGACUGUUAUUUUCUUGUCCUUGAAUGCACAUUUGCAGGGUGAAACAGGGUCAGAGAUAGUUGCACGCUUAAAACGCGAUUUUCUUUCAACGAUGCUGGGUGCGAUUAUGUAUUGGCCUAUAUGUGAUUUUAUUACCUUCAAGUUCAUUCCUGUCAAUUUACAGCCAUUGAUCACCAAUUCAUUCUCGUACUUGUGGACUGUUUAUAUGACGUAUAUGGCAAGCCUAGAGAAAGCAGCGUGAUCACCAUCAACACUGUCAAUCGUUGUUCCACUGUUCAGCCUGGAAGCUGCGGGAUACAGACUGCACUAUUUCUGAUCUCAGAUUUUCCCUCUCUGUGCUACUAACCAAUAUACUCGGUUGUGUAACUAUAGACCUUUUUUUUUUCUUUCUCGAAAUGAAUUUUGGAAUCAUUAGCAUUUCCUUUCUGAGUAA